UAACAAGUUGAAGCUUGAACGAUGAAUGCAAAGAAGCCUUAUUUGGCUGUGGUUCUCGUUCAAACUAUUUAUGCUGGUAUGUUCCUGCUCUCCAAGGCUGCAUUCAAUAAUGGAAUGAACAACUUCGUCUUCGUCUUCUAUAGACAGGCUGCUGCAACAAUAUUCUUAGUUCCUUUCGCCAUUUUCUUUGAAAGGAAGAGAGCACCACCAUUGUCAUUCCGUCUCUUCUGCAAGAUUUUCCUGCAUUCUCUACUUGGGAUUACCUCCAGCUUGGAUAUCUAUGGUGUCUCUCUAGUUUAUACAUCUGCAACGCUGGCCUCUGCAACUUCAAAUACCCUUCCUGUCAUCACCUUCUUCUUGGCACUUCUGCUCAGGAUGGAAACUGUUAAUGUGAGAGCCAUCUCGGGGAAGGCCAAAGUACUAGGUGUCUUUCUCUGUAUGGCUGGUGCCAUGACUCUUGCCUUCUACAAAGGACCACAUCUGAAACCCUUGAUAAAUCACCAUCCUUUUGGACAGAGUAGCAGUGAAAAGGACCUAGCUCUUGCCCACACGACUAAGACAUGGAUAAAAGGUUGCUUCUUGAUGCUCACAGCAAACACCUUAUGGGGUGUCUGGAUUGUAUUCCAGGGACUGAUUUUGAUGGAUUACCCUUCGAAGCUUCUCUUCACAGCACUUCAGUGCUUUUUGAGCACCAUUCAGUCGUUUGUAAUUGCCAUUGCAUUUGAGAGAAACCUUGAUCAAUGGAAGCUACGUUGGGAUGUGGGACUUGUUGCUACAGCAUAUUGUGGACUCGUGGUCACCGGUCUUACAUUCUACCUGCAAGCCUGGUGCAUUGAGAAGAAAGGGCCCGUGUUUCUGGCCAUGUCAACCCCACUCUCUUUUAUCAUCACCAUCAUCUGUUCAACAUUUCUCUUGGGCGAACUCAUUAGCUUGGGAAGUGUUUUAGGGGGAAUCUUGUUGGCUGGAGGCCUUUACAGUGUCUUGUGGGGAAAGAGCAAAGAAGAAACAAAUGAGAGGAUGCCAAGAGUUUCCAAUGAAACUGAUUUGCCAGACUUGAAAGAAACAGCAUGACAGCUAUUUGAUCCAGGAGUUGUGUUCCUUCCUGCGGCAGUUUGGUCACUGAAAAGGAGCUCACAUUACCUGCGACCAUGGUCACAGAACAAUUCAGAGCCCCGUAAUGAAAAAUGAAUUUUUUUUUUCAAAUGUUGGCGUGUUCUCAUUUCACUGAGGUCGCUGAUGAAUCGUUUGGUUGUAGGUAAUUAACGGUGGCAAUUGGGCGGGUUGGGUUGGGUUUGGUU
Molecule: messenger RNA, 1298 nt
Organism: Nelumbo nucifera (sacred lotus)
Lineage: Eukaryota; Viridiplantae; Streptophyta; Magnoliopsida; Proteales; Nelumbonaceae
Product: WAT1-related protein At5g64700-like
Cellular component (GO): membrane
Molecular function (GO): transmembrane transporter activity
Source: RefSeq, a predicted model, not a curated record